Molecule: messenger RNA, 2052 nt
Organism: Jatropha curcas
Lineage: Eukaryota; Viridiplantae; Streptophyta; Magnoliopsida; Malpighiales; Euphorbiaceae
Source: RefSeq, a predicted model, not a curated record
CAUCAUUCCACUCACCUUCUUCACCUUCCCAUCCCGAGGCAUAGCCCUUCCAGUAUAACAUUCUCUUCAUCCUCACCUCUUCCCUCCUCACUCUAUUUUUACCUCUCUCUCCCUCUUUCUCUUUCACACACACAUACACUAAACACUUAUAUAAGAGUUUCUCCUCUUAUAGGGAGUAUGCUCUUUGAAACAAGAGUUCUAGUUCAUAUAGAUCACCAAUCAAGAUUGGUGAUAAUUCUUUCUUUCAUUUUCUUCAAUCUCUUUGAAACCCUAAUUCUGCUUUUCAUUUAGACUGUGUAUAUGCAUAUGUACACUAUUCUAGCUUUUGUUUACCUCUGCUACUAUUUUAGUUUGGAUCAAUAAUCUUAUAGGAUAAAGCUUAACAAGUACUAGGUUUACCCUAUGAUCUCUUCUUCUUCUUCUUCUUCUUUAUGUUUAAUUGAAUUGGAGUUCAAGCUCGUAAUCUUAUAGUUUCGGAGUCAAUUUCAAUACCUAUAAAUUUCUUUAAUUCCUACUGUUUUUCUUUUGUUCUGUAAAACUUUGCGACAUGAAUUGCUUUAUUGUUUUAUAAAAAUGUGAUACUUAGAUCCCACCUUAUAUAAUUGAGUUAUAUAUAUAUAUAUAUAUAGUCUUUCUUUGACGAUUGAUGUUGAUAUUCUUGAUCACCCACCCUUUUCUCCAUUGGAUAAAUAUAGAUCAUGAAGCAUAUGCAUAUAAUUGCUUAUAAAAGUGUUGAUACUAUUACUAAUUGACUCAGUUCAUGGACUACAAAAUAAUGAUUUGGAAAUCUCUCAUCCCCACUUGACGAUAACCACCAACAAGACGGCCACCACCUCCACCUCUUACUCCACUAACUAACCAUUUCUUUUCCCUACCUAAAGAGAUACAAUAGAGAAAAAGAAAAUGAUCACAUAUUAUUAUUGUCUUUUAAUGAUAAUAUAUAUAUGCAAAAACAUGGGACCGUAUCUAGUAUUCUUUAUUCAAGUACACUUUUUCCGUUUUGGUUGGUAACUAAGUCAGAAAGAAAUAAGUGCUUGUGGUACCAUUCCAUGCCAGCAAUUUUUUUUUUUUAAAGCUUAAAGUCCAGUUUCAGUAACACAUAGUUCGUGGUAUGUCUCUUUCUGGUUCCAUUAAGAGUGGUCUCUCUCUCUCUCUCUCUCUCUCUCUCUCUCUUUUCACUAUUAUAGAUAGCUCUGGUAUCUUUUCUUCUCUUUCUUUCUUUUUGUUGUUGCAGAAGAAGAGAAUCUUGCUCGAUGAUGGGGAGGCAAAGAAAGAAAGAAAGCAAGAAAGAAAGCGAUGUUGGUGAGGUUCAAUCUGAAGACGGAUUUACAUAAUAAGAAUUGUAAAAGACGAUCUCAGAUUGAGCCGCGCCAAUAUCACUUUCUCAUACGUCUAUCAAUUAUUGCUUUCCCUUUCAACUCCUCAUCACCUUUUCUUCUUUCUAUUUUUCUUGUUGCAUGGUGGAUUGGAAACUCUCGAAUGAUAGGCAUGUGCAUUUGAUCUUCCUUUCUUUAUCUCUUUUUACACUGCAACUAUUAUUUCUUUUUUUUUUACCUAUAUAUCAUAUAGCAGAAAAUGCAUGUAACUGAUUUAUAUUAACCGUAUUAUAGUUGGUUUUACAACUGUGAGGGUCGCAAGUGCAAAUCAAUCAAAUCCUAAUUAACCAAAAUGGAAGGUAUAAAUGACUUUUUUUUCUGGGUCCAUUGCCAGCAAUGUUCUAUAAGGACAGAAGAGGUAGAGCUUUCAAUGACGGCGACGGUUGGGGAACUGAAGCAGGCGGUGGAAGAAUUCUUUAGUUGUUCGCCGGAGGAUGAUAUGUAUAUCAACAUUUCAUGGUCGCACGUGUGGAGUCAUUUUUGUUUAUGUUAUAAGGAUGAGAAGUUAAUUGAUGACAAGGCAUAUAUCCGAUCUUAUGGCAUCAAGAAUGGCCAUCAUGUGAGUUCUAUGUACUUUUAUUAUAAGUUUUUAUAUGCAUUACAAGGAUCGUAGUUGCAAGACAACGAUAUGGAAUUUGAACAUAUGGUUUAUAUGAAUUUGAGUUUUCUGAUCUUA